AUGGCGGAACCACACAAAAAAAGACGCCUGUCACAGGAGGAUCCUGCCAAGGAUACUGAUGCGAAAAUGGAUGAUGCUACCAAGACCGAUGCCACAGAUGCCACCGCACCAGUUCAACCGAAGCGAACCCUCUUCGUUCGAUCGCUGCCCAUCUCGGCAACCUCUGAGAGCCUCGCCGAGUACUUCUCCCAGUCCUAUGUGAUUAAGCACGCCACUGUUGUCAGCGAUCCACAGACAAAGAAGUCAAAGCAAUAUGGUUUCGUGACGUUCGCCGACCUCGAGGAUGCCGAGAGCGCCCUGAAGGAGUUGAAUGGAUCCACCUUCGACGGCAAGAAGAUUCGAGUCGACUACGCCCAGGCCCGUCAACGUGAGAUUGACGAGAAGCUUGGCAAGAGUGUUCCCUCCGCUGCUGGCCUCAAAUCUAAACAAGACCGAGAAGACCAGAGAACAAAUGCGCCUCCGAAAUUGAUUGUUCGCAACUUGCCUUGGAGCAUCAAGGAACCAGCUGAUCUGGUCGCCCUUUUCCGCAGUUUCGGAUUAGUCAAGUAUGCGACUCUCCCUAAGAAGGGAAACACACUUGCAGGUUUUGGUUUCGUGACUAUUCGGGGUAAGAAGAAUGCCGAGAAGGCGCUUCAGAUGGUGAACGGCAAGGAAAUUGAUGGCCGUACAUUGGCCGUCGAUUGGGCCGUCGAGAAGGAGGUAUGGGAUACUCAACAGAAGGAGGAGAAGGAUCAGGAAAAGGAGGAGGAGGAAGAGAAGGAGGGAGAGUCUGAUGAUGUGAAGAUGAAGGAUGAGGAUGCUUCGGAGGAAGUUUCCGAGGACGAAGGAUCGGAUGAAGAUGAGGAUGAGGAUGGGGAUGAAGAUGCGGAUAUGGAAGACUUGGAAGAUCUGGAUGACGCAAAGGAGGAAGAGGAAGAGGAGGACGACCGCAACAACUCAACCAUCUUCCUACGCAAUCUUCCCUUCACUUGUGACGAUGAAGCACUUUAUGAACACUUCAAACAAUUCGGACCUUUGCGGUAUGCUCGUAUCGUGGUAGACCAUGAGACUGAGCGACCCCGUGGUACUGGAUUCGUGUGCUUCUGGAAGCCUGAAGAUGCCAUUACCUGUGUACGCGGCGCCCCCAAGAAUCUGGGACCGCCUACCACCAAGGAGCGCAACAACCCAGCAUUGAAGCAUUCCGUCUUGCAGAACGAAAACUCCGAUCCCAGUGGAAAGUAUACUCUGGAUGGCCGCGUGAUCCAGGUCGCCCGCGCCGUGAACAAACGGGAAGCUACAAGACUCGAAGAGGAGGGUGUAUCACACCGUCUUGUGCGUGAUAAGGAUAAGAGACGUCUUUACCUUCUGUCGGAGGGUACUAUUCCAUCCAAUUCCCCUGCGUACAAGAUGCUUUCUCCUUCUGAAAUCAAAUUGCGCCAGGAGAGCCACGACCAUCGUCAAACCGCCAUCAAGAAGAACCCCGCCCUCCACCUCAGUCUUUGCCGUCUUUCCGUUCGCAACAUCCCCAAACACAUUACCUCGAAGGAUCUGAAACAACUCGCUCGUGAGGCCGUCGUUGGCUUCGCUACUGAGGUCAAGCAGGAACGACGACAGCCCCUGUCUAAAGAGGAGGUCCUGCGAUCCGCCGACACUAUGAAGGAGCUCGAGCAAUUGAGAAAGGAAAAGAAGGUGGGUAUUGUGCGACAGGCUAUGAUUGUCUACGAAACCCGCGAGGGAACCAAGGUCCCAGAGAAGGCCGGUGGUGGUCGUAGCCGUGGUUACGGUUUCAUCGAGUACUAUACUCACCGUCACGCACUUAUGGGUCUUCGCUGGCUCAACUGCCACGCCGUUGAUAUCCCUGCUAGUGCUCAAGCAGAAGGCGAGAAAGAGAAGAAGAAGCGACUGAUUGUGGAGUUUGCCAUCGAAAACGCACAGGUCAUUAGGCGUCGUCAAGAACUGCAAGAGAAGCAGGAGAAGGAGAAGGCAGAGAAGGACAAGGCCAAGGCUAAGGCCGAGGAGGAGAAGGCUGGCCAGAAGAGGAAGCGUGCUGCUGAACGGGAGGCCGCGAAGGAAGCAGAGAACGAGGAGGAGAACAAAGUUGCGAAGCGCAACCGUAUCAUCGCGAAGAAGCGGAUGCAGCGCAGGGGCCGUAAGGGCUAG
Molecule: messenger RNA, 2139 nt
Organism: Penicillium pulvis
Lineage: Eukaryota; Fungi; Ascomycota; Eurotiomycetes; Eurotiales; Aspergillaceae
Product: mRNA-binding ribosome biosynthesis protein NOP4
Exons: 1
Coding region: 1-2139 (712 amino acids)
Molecular function (GO): RNA binding
Source: RefSeq, a predicted model, not a curated record